GGGAAAAGGGCAGGAAAACUGGGGAAAAGAAUGGGAAAACGUGAGAGGAAAAGAGCAGGAAAACGUGAGGGGAAGAAGGGGGAAAAACCUGAGAGAAUGGGAAGGAGAAGAGCUGAGAAAGCUGCAGAAAGAAGGUGAAGGGAAAUGGGGAAUGAAAAGGGACAAAGUGUAAGGACACAGGAGAAAAAAGUGUAAAAAGAGGGUGUUGGUGACUGAAAACGGAGCAAGAGGGGAAAGGACUGAGAGGGAAAUGAGGGGCAGAAAUGGAAGGGACAGAGGCAGCGGGAACUGGAGGAAGCAGGUGACAGGAAUGGGAGAAACCCUGGAGGAAAGAGAUAAGGAGGGAGAAAUGGUGAAACAUGACAGAAAAUGUGGGGCUGAGGGUGGAAAAAGGGGAAUGAAGAGGAUGACAAGGUGACAGGGGGGGACAAGCCCACUAUCAUCAUCCCCCAUGUACCCCUAUGUCCCCACCGUGUCCCUCCAGGCUGCAGUAAUGGACCCAGACCCACGCAGUGAGGGGCUCUACGGCCGAGACCCCCCAAGACCACCGUGUGUCCCAGUGUCCCCCCGCCCCAGGGACAAGGCAGUCUCAGGUGUCCCCAAGAGAGGCAGUGGCCCUGUGUCCUGCCCAGUUCCCCCCUCGGGUCCCCCUGGGGGGACCCGACAGCUGGACGGGCUGCUGAGGCAGGUGCACAGCCUGAAGGUCCGUGAGGCCACAACAGAGGAGCUGGCGAGGGCACGAGACCGCAGUGAGGAGUUGCGCCAGGAGCUGGAGCAGCUGGAACAGCAAAAGGAGGCACUGGAGAGGACCUGGCAGCAGGUGCAGGGGGGUGGGACCCCCUCACAGAGGGACCCCCCUGCCACCCCCCCAGAGUCACUGCAGAGAGCGCAGCUGCAAGGGAAGGAGGUGGAUGCCAAAGGUCAGAGGCGCUGUGGGCUCUGCCUGGAGCAGCAGCAGGACCUGGAAGGGACAAAGCAGCAGUGGGAGCAGCUGAAAAACCUGUGCCGGGAACAGAGGUGGCAGUACUGCCAGCAGCUUGAGGCCAUCAGGGAGGAGCUCAAGCACCUGCGUGUCACACAUGCUCCAGCCAACCUGAAGGCCGAACUGGCAAAGCUGGAGAAGAUGAAGGAGAAGUGGCUGAGCUUGGAGCGCCAUUUGAUGGACACCGAGGAGCAGCUGGGCCCAGAGGGAGCUGUGCUCUGGCGAUUGGUUCAGCAGGAGCAGGAGUGGGCGGAGCGACAGCUGGAGGUGGAGAUGGGCCGGCAGCAGCUGAGCCUGCAACGCCGUGACAGGUUGGCAGAGGAGUUGCAGCAGCUGCAGCACUCCCAGGAGGCUCGCCCAGAGUGACAGGGGACGAGAUGGACACACCCCAUGGGACACCUGUGGCGCCUGUGUGACACCUCCGUGUGUCACCUGCGGGCCACCUGUGUCCUGCCAUGUUCUCAUGUACCCCAUUCCCCAUUGGGCUCCCCACCAUGUCCCCCAUGUCCCCAGUUUCCCCCCAUGUCCCCUCAAUGUCUCCCAUGUUCCCCCACAUCCCCGAUGUCCCUCAUGUCCCCAAUAAAUGUUCUGCCACCA
Messenger RNA from Melospiza melodia melodia, 1579 nucleotides. RefSeq names its product synaptonemal complex central element protein 1-like. The record is from RefSeq and is a predicted model, not a curated record. Bases 452 to 1348 code for a protein of 298 amino acids. Lineage: Eukaryota; Metazoa; Chordata; Aves; Passeriformes; Passerellidae. The transcript is spliced from 10 exons.